Messenger RNA from Eurypyga helias (sunbittern), 192 nucleotides. It is a transcript of the gene FOXF2, whose product is annotated as forkhead box F2. The transcript has a single exon. Gene Ontology annotation, biological process: regulation of transcription by RNA polymerase II; animal organ morphogenesis. Gene Ontology annotation, cellular component: nucleus. Lineage: Eukaryota; Metazoa; Chordata; Aves; Eurypygiformes; Eurypygidae. The record is from RefSeq and is a predicted model, not a curated record. The annotation marks the transcript as partial. Gene Ontology annotation, molecular function: RNA polymerase II cis-regulatory region sequence-specific DNA binding; DNA-binding transcription factor activity, RNA polymerase II-specific.
CUUUUGUUCUUUCCUUCUCUUGCAGUGGGAUUGCCUCGCUACCAGCAUCACCCCUCCCCGGUGUGUGACAGGAAAGAUUUUGUCCUCAAUUUUAACGGUAUUUCUUCGUUUCACCCUUCCGCUAGCGGAUCUUACUACCACCACCACCACCAUCAAAGCGUCUGUCAAGACAUCAAGCCCUGCGUGAUGUGA